Cucumis sativus (cucumber) is the source of this 2188-nucleotide messenger RNA. Its product is annotated as serine/threonine-protein kinase-like protein At3g51990. Bases 362 to 1732 code for a protein of 456 amino acids. Gene Ontology annotation, molecular function: ATP binding; protein kinase activity. Lineage: Eukaryota; Viridiplantae; Streptophyta; Magnoliopsida; Cucurbitales; Cucurbitaceae. Gene Ontology annotation, cellular component: plasma membrane. The transcript has a single exon. Gene Ontology annotation, biological process: protein phosphorylation. The record is from RefSeq and is a predicted model, not a curated record.
GAAAUGGUCUAAUAUCUGAAUGUUUUGGAUGAUUCUUUUUUGUUCAUUUUCUUCAGUGGGAUCAUGGAAGUUGGAGCGAAGAUUAUGAAGAUAAUGGAUUGGAAAUACCGUAUUAUACGCUAAUUUCUUGGAUUUUAUGGCUUUUGUUUUCUUCUUCGUUACAUUACAAUUUUCUCAUUCAGCAUCGGGAUUCCAAUCUCUUUCUUCUCUCUCUUUCUUCUCUUAAAUAACCAUUUUCAUUUCCAAUCUUCAAAAGGGUAUCAGAAUUUCCAGUUGUGGACCUGAAAAAACUCAUCUCUUAAAUGCCAACCACAAUCGGUUUUUUCAUCUUCAAAGCUCUGUGAUUCCACAAUUCGAUUUGAUGGGUUACCUCUCUUGCCGAGCGGAAUCUGCAAUUUCGACUUCGAAUUCCUUAACCCCAUCUUCUUCUACCAAUUCCUCGCAUAAAUUAGAGAAACCCCUUAAGAUCCAGCAGUUCGAUUACAGUGAUCUUGAGGCCGCCACUAAUGGGUUCUCUGAUCAGAAGCUUUUAGGCAAAGGUAGCCAUGGAUAUGUGUAUAAAGCUGUUCUUGGUGGUCGUCUUGUGGCUGUGAAAAAAUCCUCUCGAGCUCAGAUUGUUGCUCCUCCUCCUGCUCGUCCUGCUUCGUUGUCUUCUUCAAUGGCUUCUUGUGAAAUCACCAAUGAAGUGGACAAUGAGAUCGAGAUUUUGUCCAAAAUCCAGAGCCCCAGAUUGGUUAAUUUGGUGGGUUUUACAAAUGAUUCCAAGGAUAGGCUUCUGGUGGUUGAAUUUAUGAGCAAUGGUACGCUUUAUGAUGUGAUUCAUUCGGGUUCGAGACCUCUUUAUUGGGGUCGAAGGAUUCGAUUAGCCUUACAAACUGCUAAGGCUAUUGAAACUCUCCAUGCUUCAAAUCCCCCUGUAAUUCAUAGAGAUAUCAAGUCUGCUAAUGUGCUAAUUGACAGGAAUUACAAUGCUAGAUUGGGGGAUUUCGGGCUGGCGAUUCAGGGUUACGCUGAUGAUUAUCGACUCCGGUCGACGCCCCCGGCAGGAACCAUGGGGUACCUUGAUCCUUGCUAUGUCACCCCUGAUAAUUUAAGUACUAAAACCGAUGUGUUUAGCUUUGGAAUUUUGUUGUUGGAGAUUAUCAGUGGAAGGAAAGCUAUUGAUGUUGGAUAUUCCCCUCCUUCUAUUGUUGAUUGGGCUGUUCCUCUCAUUAAGAAAGGGAAAUUAAUGGCCAUUUAUGAUCCUAGAAUUGCUCCUCCUAAAGACCCUAUUGUUAGAAAACAAUUGGCUGUUAUUGCUGCUAAAUGUGUGAGGUCUUGUAGAGAGAGGAGACCUUCUAUGAAAGAUGUGGUUGUUUGGCUUACUGGGUUGAGCAAACUGGUUCCUCUGCAUUCAUGGAAUGGCUUUAACAAUCCAUGUUUGAUGGUGGAGACUGUAGGACGACCAGUCGAAAUGAGGAAUUCGCAAUCGAAUUUGAGAAGUCCUAGUGUAGAGGAUGGGGAUUUGGAUGUGGGUAAUGCAAAAAUGUCACGGCGAGACAUUAAAAACUCAAGGAGAGUUUAUUCUGAUUUGGGGAUCAGUAAUAACUUGAUGGAUCUCAUGGCUUGUAUUGAGGAGGAAUCUGGAUUUCGAGACGAGUCUAACCGUGUCGGGUCUCAUUCGAGAUUCUCCAACCGUUUCUUUAGUUCUAGAUUUGUUAGUGGAAGGAAUCAUGAAUUGGAGGCCAAAUGAAAACUUAUAUGUUGUGGAAGAGUUGGCAUGCUUGAAGCUUCAGAGAUCAUUCUGUUGAUGAUACACACACAAUUCAAUUCAAUUCAAAACUUUAAUGCAAUAAUCUGAGGUUGCAUCAGAUCUUGGCUGGGUUUUGACUUGUGAGCUUCUCUUUCUUGCAAAUUUCAAAUUGUAGGUAAAUUUUUUGGCAGCUUGAUUUUUUUCUGUGUUCAAUCAAUCUAAUGAUCUCAAGCAAGGUUAAUUAUAGAUCAUGGGCACAUUGCUGAUGUACCUCUUAUUUGUUAUUUCUGUUAUUGACUGAUUGCUGAUUGUUCAUAUGUUAUGGUAAAUUGAGUCUUUGUGUAUGAUAAAGAUAAAGAUUCUUUUCAAUGGCAUUCAAGCUGUAUCACACUUCAAAAGCUGUUGAUUGAGAAGUAUAAGUUCAAAAAUUGGUUGAUUUUGGUUUUAUAUUUCAAA